GUAGUAGAAAAGUGGAAGUAAGUACGUAAAGAAGUUCUCUUGUUCUCUACUAUGCAGACAUAGACUAGGAGCACAAAAGUAGUGUACUGUGUGUGUGUGAGCAUUAUAAAUUGCCAUUACUAAUUACAUAUUAAAAGUAAAGGUUAACUCUCUCAUUAGGCUCAAAAAGGCAGAGUCGAGCUGUAUAAUAGGUUGAAAAAAGGCUGAGUCCGAUCCUCAAUAAUUGCAUUAUUUACUACUUAAUAAAUCCCCUCUAGUUUUUCAAAAUAUAAACACAUACGACAGAAUUUAUGCAUUUAUUAUAAUAAAUAGAGUGGGGUUUGAUAACUGUUAUGUGCAUCGUCACGUUCAUUAGCUUAGCAUAAUAAUAAUCAUCAUCAUCAUUAAGUAAAUAUAGGAAGGAGGAAAAAAAAGGAUAAAAAGUUGUGUGUCGCACACUCAAAUCAAUAAACCAAUAAAUAAACUUAACUAGUCAUUAUAACUUACUUAUCAAUCAGAUAAAUCAAUUCACUCAAUCCAGGAAAAGUAAAGAGAGGGGGAUAAAUACGUUCAGGCACGAAAUAACACCUUAUAUCACCAACCACCAAACCAACCAGAAAGAGCAAUCAAAUAAAGCUAUUAUAUUUCGGUAGCUUCUUCAUCUAUAUCUCAGCAGAUUAUAUUAUUUAUUUACGAGCGUAACUCAAAUAGCUUCUUAUCGUCCAUCCGAAUAUCAACCGAGUGAAAUUUAGUAUGUAUGGAUGCGUUUGCAUUUAUUAGUGAAUAACGAAACCACGCAGUGUUCAUUACUGAAGCCAAGCCAGCAAGCAGCAGAAGAAGAACGAAUAUAAAUAAAGGCAUUAAUUCUCUAUCAUUUGUUGGCGUUGGUUCGUUUUGCUACAUUACAUUUCAUUGCAAGCAAGUAUAUUAUUGUUAUUAUUAGUCACACUCAGAAAAGACAGGAUCAAUAAGAUUAUACCACCGAAACUUAACAAAAGAAGUAGCAGCAUAAUAAUAAUUAAUAAAUGAGAUUCCUUCCUUCCCAUAUCAAAGUUAUAUUAUUGCGCUUCAACAAAAGUGAAUAGUACAUCUUCAACUUUUUAUAAAAUUUAAGUCAAAGCAAAUCAAGUGUUCAUCGAUCUCACCGACAUUAUAAAAUUGGAUAAGAAACAACUGGUCUCCUGGGUCUCUAUACAACCAGACACGAGAGUCUCACCACUUUGUGCAGAAGAAAAAUAAUUUGCAGAGGUAAAGUAGACGUGGAAGAAGAUAUUGCAAUGUCGGGGGACGAUUCAGACUGUGAGAUUGAGGACGACGACUAUGAAAACUACUACAACUCUCAAAUUGAGGAUGAGUUGGACAUGGGGGACAUUCGCAAGGAUGACCCUGAGAGUUUCCAGUACGAGUGCCUCCGAGUGGAAGAAGUGGAAAAACUACUCAACGAAUUAGUAGAAAUGAUGUCCAUCCAAUUGACUGUCACACCAGCCUUGGCCAAGCUGCUUCUACACACUCUAAAGUGGUCACUUCCCGAAAUCAUUGAGACGUACGAGGGGGAUGCACACGGGACCCUAGUGAACGCACGUGUGAAGCCAGCCAACAAUAACGUGCCCAAACCUCUGAUGCACUGCUCCUCCACGGCUGGGACCCUUAUGUGCCCUGUCUGCUAUGGAAAUCAGCCCUUACAGUCAUACAAGGCACUCGCGUGUGGCCACUUGUUCUGCCAAGAGUGCUGGGUAUCUCAUUUCGGAGUGCAAAUCAGUGAAGGAAUUAGUACAGGAAUCGGUUGUAUGGCACAAGAUUGUGUAGUUUUGGCCCCCGAAGACUUUGUGCUGUCAAUCGUCACCAGACCAAUAGUUAGAGAGAAAUAUCAACGCUUUGCAUUCGGGGACUAUGUCAAAUCUCACCCGCAGUUGAGAUUUUGUCCAGGACCAAAUUGUGAUAUAAUUGUUCGUUCCAAGGAGCCUUUAGCGAAAAAGGUUAUAUGCCAUAAUUGCAAGGCUGACUUUUGUUUCAAGUGUGGCACGGAUUAUCAUGCCCCCACCGAUUGUGAAACAAUCAAGCGAUGGCUUACCAAAUGCGCUGAUGAUAGUGAAACGGCCAAUUACAUCAGUGCUCAUACUAAAGAUUGCCCCAAGUGUCACAUAUGCAUUGAGAAGAACGGGGGGUGUAACCACAUGCAGUGUUAUAGCUGUAAGCACGACUUCUGCUGGAUGUGCUUAGGAGAUUGGAAGUCUCAUGGGUCUGAAUACUACGAGUGCUCAAGAUACAAAGAAAAUCCUAAUAUUGCGUAUGAAUCAGUUCACGCCCAAGCUCGUGAAGCUUUGAAGAAAUAUCUUCAUUACUACGAGCGGUGGGAGAACCAUUCAAAGAGCUUGAGAUUGGAAGAGCAAACGUUGCAAAGAAUUAAGGAUAGAAUCGAAUCCAAAGUCAUGGAGUCAGAGGGGACCUGGAUUGACUGGCAGUAUUUGCUCGACGCUGCAAACUUGUUGGCCAAAUGCCGUUACACCCUAAAGUACACCUAUCCAUAUGCAUACUACAUGGAAGCUGGCUCUAGGAAAGAGUUGGUGAGUCUGCUUUUUGAAUAUCAGCAAGCUCAACUGGAGGCGGAGAUUGAAAAUCUGUCGUGGAAAAUCGAACGGGCUGAGACAACUGAUCGAGGAGAUUUGCAAAAUCAGAUGGAUAUUGCAGAAAAGAGGCGCAGCAUCUUACUGAAAGACUUUUUAGAAGUAUAAGUAAUUAACUCUAUGACACAAGGAAUGAAGUGCAUAAUAGCUUUAUUAUUAUCCACUCUUUGAGAUUUAUUAUUUCAAGUCAAAUCGAAUGCACAAUACUAUGCAUCGUCGUCUUCUCCUUCUUCUUCACUGUUUCUCGUCGUCGUGCUCGUCGUCUAAUUUAAUCGUAUUUACGUAUAUACAUACGUUAUAUUAAGCAAUCGUUGAGAAAGGGUCAAAAUUGUCAAGUAGAGUUGGGUUAUUCUCCAUGUUUUGUAUUUUGAUAAGUUUUAAAUUAUCAUAAAAAUUGGAUUAUUUAUAUAAUACUAUUCGUAUAAGUAAUUUAUGUUAUUUACUUAAAUUUAACAUGAAUUGAAAAAAUGUAAUUUUCUGCUUUUCGUGACGUCUCGCUAAAAUCUGAUUUGAGUAUUAGUAUUUUAUUCGCUCAAUAUUGUAACUGCGAAUAAUCAUUUAGCGCAAAAUAAAUGUGCGAGUGCAUAUUGAUGAAUUUCGAA
Folsomia candida is the source of this 3205-nucleotide messenger RNA. It is a transcript of the gene ari-2, whose product is annotated as potential E3 ubiquitin-protein ligase ariadne-2. Gene Ontology annotation, molecular function: ubiquitin conjugating enzyme binding; zinc ion binding; ubiquitin protein ligase activity. The record is from RefSeq and is a predicted model, not a curated record. Gene Ontology annotation, cellular component: cytoplasm; ubiquitin ligase complex. Gene Ontology annotation, biological process: protein polyubiquitination; ubiquitin-dependent protein catabolic process; positive regulation of proteasomal ubiquitin-dependent protein catabolic process. The coding region runs from base 1257 to 2711 and encodes 484 amino acids. The transcript has 11 exons. Lineage: Eukaryota; Metazoa; Arthropoda; Collembola; Entomobryomorpha; Isotomidae.